Ruditapes philippinarum (Manila clam) is the source of this 3187-nucleotide messenger RNA. RefSeq lists its product as uncharacterized. The transcript has 2 exons. Bases 195 to 2006 code for a protein of 603 amino acids. Gene Ontology annotation, biological process: positive regulation of DNA-templated transcription. The record is from RefSeq and is a predicted model, not a curated record. Gene Ontology annotation, cellular component: chromatin; nucleoplasm. NCBI's taxonomy places the organism in Eukaryota, Metazoa, Mollusca, Bivalvia, Venerida, Veneridae. Gene Ontology annotation, molecular function: ubiquitin-protein transferase activity; zinc ion binding.
AUAUGAUCAAUAUUCAUAAAAAAUAAGUUUAUUAUUACAUGAGCAGUUUAGGAAACAUUUGAAAAGUAAAGACUUGGACAGAAUAUGUGACAGUAAAUUAUCAUGUUGAAAAUUGAUUAUGAUACAAGACAAGGCCUGGCAUGUAUGUGAACAGAUCAACUAACUAACUUAGCUUGAACAAGUAUAUCUAUAAGAUGGCUACAGAUGGACAAAUAAAUACGGAUAUUCUUUCUGAUGAAUUUUUUGAUGAACUAUGUACAAUCUGCAAAAGUAAAAGCAAAAACACCGAAGGUGUAAAAUUCUGUUUGGAUUGCCAAGAUUAUUUCUGUAUAAUAUGUGUCCAAGUUCACAGUCAAGUGCCAGUGUGUGCUGGUCACAAGAUGUUGGAUAAAUCUUUAGUGACACCAGGAAUCAUUAAAGGUCUCCCAAGGGCACCAGAAGUGCCUGUAUGUGCUGGUAACAAGGUGUUGGAUAAAUCUCAGGUUAAGUCAGGAAUAAGCAAAAGUCUGCCAAAGGCACCAACAGAGAUGUGUGACAGACACAGUCAUAAACUCAUUGAUAUGUACUGCCAGAAUCACGAUAGUGUUGGCUGUUCUACAUGUAUGGCUGAUGAUCAUAGGUCAUGCCAGGACAUUUGCUACAUUCCAGAAUAUAUUCAAAAUAACACUUACCAAUCAGCCUCAAUAGAAAUUCAAACAAAACUAAAGGAAAUAUCCAAGACCAUGGCAGAACAAGUUACCAGAUUCAAACAAGAUAAACAAAGGCUGCUGAAAAGAAAGGCAGAGUUACUGGCAGAUAUCAGAAAAUUUCGACAAGAAAUUAACAACCAACUUGACAAGUUGGAGAACAAUGCUAUAGGUAACAUAGAAGAUAUGGUUAAACACCUUGAAGACAAGAUUGAGAACAAUCUCAAAAACCUACAAGCUAAUAUGGUCAGGGUUACUUCAGCUAAUGAUAAAUUAGCAUCCCAGAACACAAGUCACGCUGAAGUAUUUAUUUUUGUGAAGAUUGGGGAAGAUACUGCAAAUGUUGCCAACAAAUGUAUAGAAGAUAACAAAAGCAAGCGUACUAGAGAUGACAUAAAGUUACAACCUGAAAAGAGAAUUCUUACAUUGCUACAACAAUAUAAAGCCCUCGGUAAACUUGGUAAAAAAGGGAACCCUGCAAAGACUCCUCGCACUUUAUUUCAGAUAAAAGGGAAACAAUCAUAUUGUGUUACUGCAACGUCUAAUGAAGAAGACAAUUAUUCCAGAAGUGCAUGCUGUUUGAAGGAUGGUACAGUAAUAUUAGCUGAUAGAAAAAACAAGAAGCUAAAACGGUUCCACAGUAACAACAACACUAUCAUAGACUACUGUGAUCUACCAGCAGCACCAUGGCAAGUGUGUUCAAUCAACACAACACAAGUGGCAGUAACGUUACCAUUACAGAAAGAAGUUCAUUUCAUUUCUGUUGAAGGACAAAUGAGCACAACAAACAAGAUUAAUACUGAUUUUUCUUGUAGUGGUCUUGCGUACACCAACAAUAAUUUAUAUGUAUCAGAUGAUACCAAAAAAGUAUAUGUCUAUACAUUGUCUGGAAGAAAGAUUAAGCAGCUUAGAAUUAAGCAAUCAUUUAUCUCACAUCUCAAGAAUCAACUUACUCGUACUGAUCAGCUGCGGUGCAUAAACAGUCUAGCUGUCAGCAAAGAUGCUAAACGGAUUUAUGUUACUGAUAGGGAUCGUGGGCUGAUAGUACUGGACAAAAAAGGCAAGGUUAUUUCAAGAUUCAAUGGUGGAGAAUUACAAUGGGCCAGUUGCUGUUAUGUCACUGAGGUAGGAAGUGUGCUUGUAUCUGGAUCUUACUCCAAUAAUGUUCUACAGUUUACAUCUGAUGGUGAGCUGCUGGGAGAGGUUAUAAAAUCUGACAGAGGAAAAUGGAAUAUUUCGUCUGUAUGUUGUAACCAACAAAUGUCUAAAAUGUAUGUAUGCAGAUCUGGAAAAAACACCAUUGAAGUGUAUGAUAUAUGAUCAGGUCAAUAAAUGACUGCGGAUCACCUUUAGUAAAAACUAACUGAAGGAACGUUUUAAUUCAGAAUCUACAAACAUGAAAUGUGAAAAGAACAAGACUGCAUAAUUUUGUGAAAUGUAAUGCCACCAUAUUGUAUAACACUAUCAAUAGCAGGACUAAAAGUUGUUUACUAUUUGCUGUACAUGUUAAUGUAAUGAAUGAAUAAAUUAUCUUACAAUGUUGAAUCAAUGUCCAAUGAAACUGUAGGUUAAUAUUUCGCCAAUGUGAAACAAAACACAAUUAUCAUAUAUACAUGUAUCAAGAUAUAUUUAUCAUAAGUUAAAGUUUAAAACAUCUAGUUUAAGUAUCAACUAUCAGCCUUUAAUGCUGAAUUAUUCGUUGUAUUCAGUUAAUGCACAGAUCAUCCAUACAUGCAUAGUAUUUUAUAAUAUUAAAAAUCAUUAUAUUUUCUUCAUUUAAAGUCUUCGCUUUUCUAUUGCAUAGAAGUUACAUACAUAAUGUUUCCCAACCCAUCCACCUGUUUUGUUUAUAAGUAGCUAUAAUGAUGUUUAUUUGAUUUGUUAAUAUGUUGAAAGAUUUCAUUCAAAGUCUUUGCUUUGCGGAGAAAUGACAAACAUUACAUUUCCAUUAGUCAAACCGUCUGUUUUGUUUAUUUUUUAAUUUUGUUUGAUGUUCAUUUUGAAUUGUCAAAAGAUAAAGAAACAUUUCUUAUUCAUAAAUCAAUUUACAUGUAAUAAAUAAUUUGUUGAUGAUUUUUCCAGAUAAUCCAUACAUGUAUAGUAUUUUAUACUAUGUAUAAUCAUUUAUAUGAUUUUUUUCUUCAUUUAAAGUCUUCGCUUUUCUAUUGCAUAGAAGUAACAUACAUAACGUUUCCCAGCCCAUCCUCCUGUUUUGUUUAUUAAGCUAUAAUGAUGCUUUUUUAUUUGUUUAUAUGUUGAUAAAGAAAUAUUUUUGUUUAUUAAUCGAAUAAAAGGAUUUGAUAAAGGGACUCCCCUGUGGUUUAAAAUUACUCUUAAAUUUAUAUGAAGUGUAUGUAAUAUGUGACUUUAUCAUCAUUUGUAUGUAUAUUUUGUGUAUUUUGUAUUAUUUAUUAUUUAAUUUAAUGUUUGUGAUAUUGAUUCCACAUAAUCAAUAUGAUUGAUUAAAUUAGACGGUUGUUGCAUAAGUGAUACAAGCUAUA